AGAAAUUCAGAAACCAUGGCCUACAAGUCCAAGUGGUGGUUGAGGGAGUUCGUGGAUGAUGAUAGCUUUGCCCCACCUUUCCAGCCAUCUGUUCUGACCAUAGCAUUCGUCCACAUAUAUGCUUCUUCAACCACGAUAUCCUCUCAUACAUCUUCCCCGCCACCCCACGGCCAAAUCUUUCUGCUCCCUAUGGCUACUACAAGCUGCUGGUUCUUGGUGUUCGUCUGGGUAGUAUGGGGGCUGCCACUGACGAUCACCAGGGCUGAGGAGCAGCAAGGGGAAGGCUGCUCAAGCUCGGCCAAGACAUGCGGCAACCUCACCAUCUCCUACCCAUUCUGGAUCGCCGACAAGGAGGCGGGAAGAUCAUGCGGUCCCUUGGACUUCCAGGUUGGUUGCUCAAACAACAGCAUUCCAUUUCUCCGCAGCUCUGGAUUCACUGGAUCCACGGGCUUUGCGAUCAUGGACAUCUCGUACGAGGACCGCAAUCUGCGUGUCGUUGAUGUACACAAAGAGGAAGACUUUAACGUCUCCAACAGCAGCUGCAAUUUCCCGAAUUGGAACACCUCCAGCAAGCUGGCAGUGCCGUUUAAGGUCAACCCCGCCAACCUGAACCUCAUCUUCUACAAGUGCACGGAGAGGGUGGAGCUGGUGGAGGUGAGAUGCGCGAACACAAGCAACGUGUUUGUUCGCGCGGGAGUGCGUUUCGAUGAGACGGGUAACUACGGCGACUACGCCUUGGAGGGCUGCGACGCUAUCGUCGUGCCGGUGAUGAGCUCAUCCGGCGGGGCCAACGCGAGUGACUACGAGCAGCUCACCAGCCAUGGUUUCCUCCUGAGAUGGGAUCCACCCCCUGAUCGGGACAGUGGAAAGACAAGUAUAACGUUCAUAAUAGUUGGAGCGGUAGCCGGUUUUGCUGCGUUCUUGGCAUUUGUCUUGUUUGCCUUAUACCAACGAAAGAAGAGCAAACAAGCUGUAGCUUCAAAUGAGUUCAUGCGAAGUGGAUCUUCAAUGACGUCAUAUAGUAAAGACCUUGAGAUGGGUGGUUCACCUCAUAUCUUCACUUUCGAGGAACUCGAAGUGGCCAUUGAUGGAUUUAGUGCUUCAAGGGAGCUUGGUGAUGGUGGCUUUGGAACUGUUUAUAAAGGCAAACUCAAGGAUGGGAGAGUAGUUGCGGUGAAACGCCUUUACAAGAACAACUACAGACGGGUUGAGCAGUUCCUGAACGAGGUAGACAUCCUGUCACGCCUGCUCCAUCAGAACCUUGUCAUCCUAUAUGGCUGCACGUCGCGAAUGAGCCGUGACCUUCUCCUGGUGUACGAGUUCGUCGCAAAUGGGACGGUCGCGGACCAUCUUCAUGGAUCCAGUGCGGCCGAACGAGGCCUCACAUGGCCUCUAAGGCUGAAUAUUGCUAUAGAAACGGCUGAAGCACUGGCCUACCUCCAUGCGGUGGAGAUCAUACAUCGUGAUGUGAAGACAACCAACAUAUUGCUGGACAACAGCUUUCAUGUCAAAGUUGCAGACUUCGGGUUGUCGCGCCUGUUCCCGCUCGAGGUCACCCAUGUCUCAACUGUUCCACAGGGCACACCGGGCUAUGUUGACCCCGUGUACCACCAGUGCUACAAGCUGACCGACAAGAGCGAUGUCUACAGCUUCGGUGUCGUGCUGGUGGAGCUGAUAUCCUCAAAGCCUGCUGUGGACAUGAGCAGAAGCCACAGUGAGAUCAACCUGGCUAACAUGGCUCUCAACAGGAUUCAGAACCAUGAAGUUGUUCAGUUGGUUGAUCCGGAGCUCGGCUACGACACCGACCCCGAAACAAAGAGAACGAUUGACCUAGUGGCCGAGGUGGCCUUCCAGUGCCUGCAGAUGGAGAGGGAUCUGAGGCCGUCGAUCAAGGAGGUGGUGGAGAUCCUGACUUGCGUCAGGGACGGAGACUGUCGGGCUAAGAGCAUGAAAAAGAAGGCGUCUCAGAAAGAGGAUGCGCACUUGCUCAUGGAUGACGUGCAGUUUUCGCCUGACACGGUCAUCCAUAGAUUCCAUAGCCGGUCAACUAACCACUCGGUAGCAUCGAAUGCUAGCGGGUUAUGAUGUGCUUUGUAUUGAUUCUGAAGAAAUAAGGCCGCCCUGUCGAUCGGAUGAGUUGUAUAUAGCAUAGAGUUUGCUAAUGAGGUGAUUCAUCUUACUAAGAAGUACAGGCUCAUGGUUGCAGUAACUCUACAUUUCUGAGCUUGGCAAUGAUUCAAAUGGUAGGUGUAUGUACUAGGAACAAAUUCCAGGAUAAGCACUAGUCAGUUCAAGUUGACGAAAAGAUUGAAUUCAGAAGUUGAACUGAUCAACAUGCAUAGUAUAAGUAAUCACACUGUACUUAUAUAUAAAAGUAAUAUACAGUUAUUUGAGAUACUUACGGCA
Messenger RNA from Aegilops tauschii subsp. strangulata, 2406 nucleotides. RefSeq names its product LEAF RUST 10 DISEASE-RESISTANCE proteinUS RECEPTOR-LIKE PROTEIN KINASE-like 1.2. Gene Ontology annotation, biological process: protein phosphorylation. The record is from RefSeq and is a predicted model, not a curated record. NCBI's taxonomy places the organism in Eukaryota, Viridiplantae, Streptophyta, Magnoliopsida, Poales, Poaceae. Gene Ontology annotation, molecular function: ATP binding; protein kinase activity; polysaccharide binding.